GCUACAGCUGAGAGCAGACCUCUGGCUCCUGACCCUGAGGAGUCUGCCUCACCCAGGAAGAUGUGGGCUCUGCUCCUUCUAGGAAUCGUGGUCCUCUUGUCAGCCACUGCAGAAGAUCUCCCAAACUACCUGGUGACGUUACCAGCCCAGCUUAACUUCCCCUCUACUCAGAAGGUCUGUUUGGAUCUGAGCCCUGGGUACCGUGAUGUGAAAUUCACUAUUACUCUGGAGACCAAGGACAAGACCCAGAAGUUGCUAGAACACUCUGGAUUGAAGAAGAGGCAUCUCCAUUGCCUCUCCUUUCUGGUACCACCUCCCGCUGGUGGCACAGAAGAGGUGGCCACAAUCCGGGUGUCGGGAGUUGGAAAUAACAUCAGUUUUGAGGAGAAGAAAAAGGUUCUAAUUCAGAGGCAGGGGACGGGUACCUUUGUACAGACUGACAAACCGGUCUACACCCCAGGGCAGCAAGUGCUUUUCCGCAUUGUCACCCUGGACAGCAACUUUGUUCCAGUGAAUGACAAGUACUCUAUGGUGGAACUACAGGAUCCAAAUAGCAACAGGAUUGCACAGUGGCUAGAAGUGGUGCCUGAGCACGGCAUCGUAGACCUGUCCUUCCAGCUGGCACCAGAGGCGACGCUGGGCACCUAUACAGUGGCAGUGGCUGACGGCAAGACCUUUGGCACUUUCAGUGUGGAGGAGUAUGUGCUGCCGAAGUUCAAGGUGGAAGUGGUGGACCCCAAGCAGCUAUCCGUGGUGGAGGAAUCUUUCCUAGUGAAAAUUUGUUGUAGGUACACCUAUGGAAAACCUGUGCUGGGGGCAGUGCAGGCAUCCGUGUGUCAGAAGGCGUAUCCGUACUGGCAUCGAGACAGAGCACGGGAACAGCUGCCUGACAAGUGCAGGAACCUCUCUGGACAGACUGACAAAACAGGAUGCUUCUCAGCAUCUGUGGACAUGGCCACCUUUAACCUCACUGGAUAUAUGUACAACCACAACAUCAAUAUUGUAGCUACUGUGGUGGAGGAAGGGACAGGAGUGGCGGCCAAUACCACUCAGGAUAUCUACAUUUCAUCACAGAUGGGAUCAAUGACUUUUGAAGACACCAAUAAUUUUUAUUACCCCAAUUUCCCCUUCAAUGGGAAGAUAAGAGUUAGAGGCCAUGAUGGCUCCCUUCUCAAGGACCGUCCAGUGUUUCUGGUGAUUUAUGGCACAAGUGGAACGAUCCAUCAGACCUUCGUUACUGACAAUGAUGGUCUUGCUUCCUUCAAGUUGGAUACAUCCAGUUGGAAUGGGACAGACGUUUCUCUGGAGGGCAAGUUCCAGAUGGAAGACUUCGUGUAUAACCCAGAACAAGUGCCUCAUUACUACCAAAAUGCCUUCCUGCACCUGCAGCCCUUCCAUAACCCAACCCACAGCUUUCUUGGCAUCCACCCGCUCCAUGGCCUCUUGAGAUGUGGCCAGCCCCAGGACGUGCUGGUGGAUUACUACAUUGAUCCAGAGGAUGCAAGUCCUGACCAGGAAGUCAUUGUCUCCUAUUAUUUAAUAGGGAAAGGGAAAUUGGAGAUGGAGGGACAGAAACGCCUGAAGUCUAAGAAGAAAGGACUGAAAGGCUCCUUCUCACUCUCCCUGACCUUCACUUCCAGACUAGCCCCUGAUCCUUCCCUGGUGAUCUACACCAUUUUCCCCAGUGGAGGUGUCAUAGCUGACAAAAUUCACUUCUCAGUCGAGAUGUGCUUUGACAAUCAGGUUUCCCUCGACUUCUCACCAUCCCAGGAGCUUCCAGGAGCAGACGUGGAGCUGCAGCUGCAGGCAGCUCCCGGGUCCCUGUGUGCAGUCCGGGCCGUGGAUGAGAGUGUCCUACUGCUUAGGCCAGAGAGAGAGCUGAGCAACAGCUCUGUCUAUGGGAUGUUUCCAUUCUGGUAUGGUCAGUACCCCUAUCAAGUGGCUGAAUACGAUGAGUGUCCAGCGUCCGGCCCGUGGGACUCCCCUCAGCCCCUCGUGGAUCCCGUGCCUGAAGGGCGUUCAAGCCAGCGUUCCAUGAUCUGGAGGCCCUGGUUCUCUGCAGGCGUGGACCUCUUCAGUUUCUUCCAGGGUAUGGGCCUGAAAAUACUAUCCAAUGCCAAAAUCAAGAAGCCAGUAGACUGCGGUCACCCAUCUCCCAAGUACAGCACCGCCAUGGGCGGAGGAGGGAGUCGUGUUCGUCCAGAGGCUCCUCAGUCGUCAUCUUCAUCGCUUCCAAUAGAAAAUUCUCAGGCCCGCCAGUACUUCCCAGAGACCUGGCUCUGGGAUCUGGUUCCUGUUGGUCACUCUGGGAAGGAGGUGGUCCCUGUCACGGUUCCUGAUGCCAUCACCGAGUGGAAGGCUAUAACUUUCUGCACCUCUCCAUCCAGAGGCUUUGGUCUCUCGCCCACUGCUGGACUAACUGCUUUCAAGCCGUUCUUUGUUGACCUGACUCUCCCGUACUCAGUAGUUCGUGGGGAAUCCUUUCGUCUGACUGCCACUAUCUUCAACUAUCUGAAGGACUGCAUCAGGGUUCAGACUAACCUAGCUAAGUCAGAUGAGUACCAGGUGGAGUCUCAGGCAGAGUCUCAGGCCUCCAGAUGUCUCUGUGCUGAGGAGGCAAAAACCUUCCACUGGAAUAUCACAGCUAUCAAACUGGGUCGUGUUAACUUUACUGUUAGUACUAAGAUUCUGGACAGCAAUGAACUCUGUGGGGGCCAGAAGGGGUUUGUUCCCCAAAAGGGCAGGAGUGACACACUCAUCAAACCUGUUCUUGUCAAGCCUGAGGGCGUCCUCGUGGAGAAGACACACAGCUCAUUGCUGUGCCCAAAAGGAAAGGUGGUGUCAGAAUUCGUUUCCCUGGACCUCCCUGCGGAUGUUGUUCCCGACUCAACCAAGGCCUACGUGACUGUCCUGGGCGACGUUAUGGGCACAGCCCUACAGAACCUAGACGGUCUGGUCCAGAUGCCCCGGGGCUGUGGAGAGCAGAACAUGGUCUUGUUCGCACCCAUCAUCUAUGUCUUACAGUACUUGGAGGAGGCAGGGCUGCUGACAGGGGACAUCCGGUCUCGAGCUGUGGGUUUCUUAGAGAUCGGGUACCAGAAGGAGCUGAUGUACAAACACAGCAACGGCUCCUACAGCGCCUUCGGGGAGCAGGAUGGAAAUGGAAACACAUGGCUGACAGCCUUUGUCACAAAAUGCUUUGGCCAAGCUCGAAAAUUCAUCUUCAUUGAUGACAAGAACAUCCAGGUCGCUCUCAAAUGGAUGGCAGGAAACCAGCUCCCCAGCGGCUGCUAUGCCAACGUGGGCAAGCUCAUGCACACAGCUAUGAAGGGGGGUGUUGAUGAUGAGGUCUCCUUGACUGCGUAUGUCACGGCUGCGUUGCUGGAGAUGGGAAAGACCAUAGAGGACCCGAUGGUGAAUCGGGGUCUGCAGUGUCUCAAGAAUUCUGUCACUUCCACCACCCACCUCUAUACACAGGCCCUACUGGCUUACACUUUCUCCCUGGCAGGGGAAGUGGACAUCAGAGACAUUCUCCUGAAAAAGUUAGAUGAACAGGCUAUCAUCUCAGGAGAAUCCACUCACUGGAGUCAGAAACCUUCUCAGUCAUCGAAUGCCAGCCCUUGGUCUGAGCCUGAGGCUCUCGACGUGGAACUUACAGCAUAUGUAUUGUUGGCCCAGCUUAUCAAGCCCCUCCUGACUCAAAAGGAGAUAGCCCAGGCCACUAGCAUAGUGGCUUGGUUGGCCAAGCAACGCAAUGCAUACGGGGGCUUCUCUUCUACUCAGGAUACUGUGGUUGCUCUCCAAGCUCUUGCCAAAUACGCCAGUACUGCCUACGCGCCAUCUGAGGAGGUCAACCUAGUGGUAAAAUCCACUGAGGGUUUCCAGCAUACUUUCAACGUCCAGACUGCCAACAGACUGGUGUUUCAGCAGGAGGCUCUGCCCGAUAUCCCUGGAGUGUACACCUUGGAGGCCUCAGGCCAGGGCUGUGUCUACGCACAGACCGUGCUGAGAUAUAACAUUCUCCCUCUGAAAAAUAUGGAGACGUUUAGUCUGCGUGUGGAGAUGGACAAAGCUAGUUGUGAGCAAUCUACCUCUCGAUCCUUGACGCUCACUGUCCACACCAGUUACGUGGGGAGCCGCAGCUCUUCAAAUAUGGCUAUCGUGGAAGUGAAGAUGUUGUCUGGGUUCAGUCCCGCGGAGAGCACCAGUCAGUUACUUCUCCAGCAGCCACUGGUGAAGAAGGUUGAAUUGGGAACAGACACACUGAACAUUUACUUGGAUGAGCUCAGCGAGAAGACUCAGACCUACACCUUCACCAUCAGCCAAAGCGUGCUGGUCACCAACCUGAAACCAGCAGCCAUCAAAGUCUAUGACUACUACCUGUUAGACGAACAGGCAACAAUUCAAUAUUCUGAUCCCUGUGAAUGAGGAAAGAAGCUGGAAAGAGACUAAAUAAUCCUCUGUGACAUUACUGGAGGGUAGAACUUUCUUCUGUCUCUUGAAGCAGAACUCAUUCAACCAAAUAAUUUAAUUUCUCUGACUAAUAGAUGGGUAACAGAAGAGCAUGCCUAACCUCAGCUACUUUCUACUACCUCAUGUGAGACGG
Molecule: messenger RNA, 4606 nt
Organism: Carlito syrichta (Philippine tarsier)
Lineage: Eukaryota; Metazoa; Chordata; Mammalia; Primates; Tarsiidae
Gene: A2ML1
Product: alpha-2-macroglobulin like 1
Exons: 36
Coding region: 61-4428 (1455 amino acids)
Cellular component (GO): extracellular region
Molecular function (GO): endopeptidase inhibitor activity
Source: RefSeq, a predicted model, not a curated record